Archocentrus centrarchus (flier cichlid) is the source of this 1947-nucleotide messenger RNA. RefSeq names its product XK, Kell blood group complex subunit-related family, member 9 (gene xkr9). The transcript has 4 exons. The record is from RefSeq and is a predicted model, not a curated record. Gene Ontology annotation, cellular component: membrane. Lineage: Eukaryota; Metazoa; Chordata; Actinopteri; Cichliformes; Cichlidae. The coding region runs from base 394 to 1659 and encodes 421 amino acids.
UCAUUUGGAAUUUUUUACCCAUCUGUGUUUCACUUUUGGUAAUAAGGAAGUGCAACCUGCUUACUGAGCUCAGACAAAGUUAAACACACGUUUGCUGUAAUCAUUCAAAUUACAGGAAAUCAGCUGAGGUGUUACAUUACAUCACCUGUCUACGCCUAUGUGCUCAGAGGAAUUAAAAGGUAUGCACACAGGUCUUUGUGUACGAGUUUUCAGUUGUCAAAUAUGGAAAAAAUAUCCAGAGAAAACCUGGCCAUUUCAUCACAUGCUGGCCAUAUCAAGUACAAAAUCGUGACAGGGAAGUAUGGACUAUGACCACAUUCACACAUACCUAUACAAAUUUCCGACCUGACUUUAUCGGAUAGUUGAGGUGGAGCUUGUCACAGGUUUUAGGGAAUGAAAGGACAGUGGCAUUUACAGCUCCCUUCCCUGAAUGAGCACCUCUCUUUUCUCAGAGUGUACUGCACAGAAAGACACUUCCAAGUUUCAAGUGACAACACAAUGCUUCAGCCAGACAUUCAGUACACCAAAGAGCGAUGGUUAUUAACCAUUGCUGGAGUCUUCUUGUACGUCGGGGACAUUUGGACAGACAUUGGACUGGCUGUGAAAUAUUUUCAAGAGGAACAAUACGUCUGGACUGGUCUGACGCUAAUGUUUGUCCUGACUGGGCUGUUGGUUACUCAGAUUUUCAGCUAUGCCUGGUAUCGGGAUGAUUUGAAUGACAUUUUCAUAAACUCUGAAGGAACAAAAGAAAUAUCAGGCAUGUCGAAACCUGGGUUUGCUGUCCUGCAUGCAUUUGGCUUGGGCAUCUUUACCAGGUAUUACCACCUGCUGAAAAAGGGCUUCAAAAUGAUUUGGACAAAAUCAAAUUGGGAUACGGUGGAUAAGAUCCAGGAAGUUCACAAGAAGCUGUUUUGCAUGGCUACUGAUCUGAGCAUGCUCAAGCUCUUUGAGACUUUCCUGGAGAGUGCUCCCCAGCUCCUUUUACAGCUUUACAUAUUACUAGGCCACAGUGAGGUCUCAGUCAUGCAGUGUAUAUCUGUGGCCUUCUCCUUCUUUAACAUUGCCUGGGCACUGGUGGACUAUCGCCGCUGCCUGCGGAGAUCUCUCCCCCAUAUCAGAGAGAUGCCCUCUGGCCUCCCCACAGCAAUCUACCUCCUCUACAAAAUCUGUACCAUCACCAGCCUCGUUCUCAGCUACAGUCUCCUACUCAUACUGAGCGUCUACACCACAGUAGCCCUCACCGUCCUCUGGCUGCUGGGAACAACAUGGGCACACUUGCUUGAAACCAAAUUCUGCUCAACCAGAAGCCUGGAGAUUCUCUACAGGGCAGUUAUAGGAGUCAUCCUGACAUUCACCUUUUUCAACGUGAAUGGACAGGACACAAAAGUAGCCAUGACCACCUACUACAUUUUCUACACUGUUAUAAAUAUUAUGGCCCCAUUAUUGCUGGCUUUGUUAAAGCCAGAGCUGCAGACAAGCACUUUGCUGCUGACAGUCAGUGGUUUAAUCUGUGGAUGCUCAGUGCUGGGACUGGUGUGUCUUACUUUGUACUACAGCUUCCUGCACCCCAGAGGAGUGUGGCGGGAGGCGGAUGAGGUGGAUGGCCUGGGAAAGGAAACAAAGUCAACAAGAAGAAUAAGGAACUUUUUGCAACCUUGAUAAAGAUUUUUGUCAAGUUAUUUGUAAGAGAAAAAAGGAAAAUUAAUACGUGCACAGGUUGAACUGGCCUAAUAAUUUCACAUGUAGAUAGAAUAAAGGGCUUGCACAGAGCUUCUGGAGCUUUUGAAGGUAUCAUUUGCACUAUUGGUGGUUAGUUAAACAAUAAUAUAUGUAGCUGAAUGUGUAUUUUAUUUAUUCUCGACCUAUUUAUUCUUAUAAUGUGUAAAAAUGCAGCUAAUUCUCAAAUUUGAAUGAAAGCAGAAUUGUCUCCUGAUAAUGCUUCAAAAU